AUGGUAACCCAACUGGACCCGCUAGUAGUGGGGGAAGAAGCAGAGCUUGGUCAAGUGAAUAACACAAUGGUAUGCGACACCAGGGGUGAAAUCAACAAUAACAAGCGGGUCCAGUGCUCGCCGACUGUGUGGGCUGCCACGGAAAGGUCAAGCAGCGCGCAAAUAUUUUGCGCUGCCCCUCCACUGCUUGUUUACCUUCAACUUGGCCUUUUGCUUUCCGAGCACCUUACAACCUUUUUCUCUUCUCCUUGUGCCUCUCUUCUCUCCUCCCUCCAACUUUGCUUCCUUCUCUUUGUGACUCUUCUCUUUUCUCACCUUUUCCACAACGUCCCAUUUUUUCAAGGAAAAACACCAGCCAGCCCCGCCAAACCCAACAAAAUGGCGACCAUGUUUAUGCAAGCUGGUGCCCCAGGCGGUGAUGCCCCUUCAUCUGGAGGCGGCCGCCGCGGGAAUCGCUACGAUCCUGGGCCAUACUACAACUGGGACGACCCUGAAGAAGAGGAGGAGACCGAAUACGAAAAUGGGAACAUCUACUACCGCUGCCGUUUUUGUCAACAGCCCAUCAAAGGUCGCCGGACAAACACAAAAAGACAUCACAUCACCUGUCAUGGCCGUGACCAUCGGAACCGCCAUCAAUGGGCCAUCGACGUUGGAAAUGGCCAAGGUCGUCCUAGGAAGGUCCGGAAGCCUCGCAAGGCCAGAGCUCCUCGGCACGUCUCAAGUCGUUCACUAGCCGAGCAGCAACCGACCUCUAAGCCGCCCAACCGUUCGCAAGCCGCCGAGACAGCGCUUCCAGCCGCGCCGCCAUUCAUCCCAGCUCAGCAACAGCAUGUGAUGUAUGCCACCGACCAUUUCAAGAGCCAGUACCCCUUGUGGCCUCUCGAGAGGCAUGGCGCAGUUGUUGAGGUACCAUAUUGGGUGUCACAAGCCCGUGGAUAUGGACAAGGAUAUGAAGAGGAGGAACGCCUGAAUGAGGCUUCCUUGGAAGAGGGUCCCCCGUCAACCGAUUACAACAACGACAUGAGCCGGGCCUCGAUCCCGGAUUACUUGGUCGACCCGACCCUUCCAGUGCACGAGAGUGCUCCCCCACGUCCAGGGCCCAGUUGUUAA
Podospora pseudocomata is the source of this 1110-nucleotide messenger RNA. RefSeq lists its product as uncharacterized. The record is from RefSeq and is a predicted model, not a curated record. The transcript has 2 exons. NCBI's taxonomy places the organism in Eukaryota, Fungi, Ascomycota, Sordariomycetes, Sordariales, Podosporaceae. The coding region runs from base 1 to 1110 and encodes 369 amino acids.